AGAGGAGAUGAUCCAGAUUGUCUACACUGCUUGUGUUAGGUCAUUGUGGAUGGAUUAAAACUCUGAGAAAGAGGCAAAGAAGUUGGAGUUGUCUAACACAGCAAUCCUUCAUCAGAUUAGGAGAGACCAAGUCACAGAUACGUGUCGAGCCAACAGCAUGUCUAGCAGGAAACGCCGUGUGCUGACACCCAACGAUCUCAAACAUUUGGUGGUGGAUGAAAAUCAUGAAAUGAUCUAUUGUUAUGUACCCAAGGUGGCCUGUACAAACUGGAAGAGGGUCAUGAUGGUCUUGACAGGAAGGGGCAAAUACAGUGACCCCAUGGAAAUACCAGCCAAUGAAGCCCAUAUAUCCUCAAACCUGAAGACCCUCAACCAGUACAGCAUUCCAGAGAUCAACCACCGCUUAAAAAGCUACAUGAAGUUCCUGUUUGUACGUGAACCUUUUGAGAGACUGGUGUCAGCCUAUAGGAACAAGUUCACUCAGAAGUACAACACCUCCUUUCACAAGAGAUACGGUACCAAAAUUGUGAGGCGCCAAAGGAAAAAUGCCACCCAGGAGGCACUGCGUAAAGGCGAUGAUGUGAAAUUUGAGGAGUUUGUGGCAUAUCUCAUUGACCCAAAUACCCAAAGAGAAGAACCUUUCAAUGAGCACUGGCAAACUGUCUACUCCCUCUGCCACCCCUGCCAUAUCCAUUAUGACCUCAUAGGAAAGUAUGAAACACUUGAAGAGGAUUCCAAUUACAUCCUUCAACUUGCAGGAGUAGGCAGCUACCUGAAGUUCCCCACCUAUGCAAAGUCUACAAGAACUACUGAUGAAAUGACCACAGAGUUCUUCCAGAACAUCAGCUCGGAACACCAAACACAACUGUACGAAGUCUACAAACUUGAUUUUUUAAUGUUCAAUUACUCAGUGCCAAGCUACCUGAAAUUGGAAUGAGGGGGAGAAGGAAGAAAGAGAGCCUGUUUUAUUUAAGAUUUUUAUUUGUCAUAAUAAAUAUGGAGAAUUGUUAUUUUGUAAAUUAAUAUUUUCCUUUUGAAUGAUGCUGCGAGCAGCACAGUCAAAAUUAUUUAAAUCAUCCAUUAGAAAGGACAGUUCUCUUUGCAGGGUAACAGGAUGAUGGUGAUCUCGCUUUAGAAAUGAUUAUUACUGCUACACUGUUUAUAAACGUUAGUUGUGUUCUGGUGAAUUUCAUUUAUCUUUGCAUUCAACAAAUUCUAAUUAAUGUUAUUUAUACUUAUUUAAAACAUGGUCUCUUGGUAGGUUUCACUUGAGCAGCAGAAAUACAAUAAUAUUUGGACAAAGGGAAUCUGGUUUUGUGCUUUCCUCAGCUGAAUUUAUUUGUUUAUUGUUACUAGCAGUAUGUUUUGGAAACCCUAAUAGAAAUAAUUUCUUCCAAGACGAUUCUGCACUUAAAGCAAAAUUAGGAAGUUCUCUUCUCAUACAAGAAAGAAAAAUAUGAAACAUUUUGUUACAAAAAUAUUUAAAAUCCAGGACUAAGUGAAAUUGGUUUCUUCAAGGGAUACAUUCAAGCAUACAUUUCUUAUCUGGACAUGGUAAUAUCGCCAGUAUCGUUUGUGUCCCAGUGCCUGGCAUGUCCAAACCUGCCAGCCCAAUGAAUGCUGACAGGGAUUUGUGCAUAUUACAGACCAACAAGGUAUGCGCCAAGAGUUUCAAAAUUAAAUUAGAGAGAGUCUGAAUGCUCAACCUGAGCCACUUUAAUGGAGGCCUGAUUUCAGCAAGUGAGUGCUUAACAUUUUCUAAAAAAAAAAAAAAAUCAGGCCCUUUUAAAAGAUCUUAAGUUGGGCACCCAAACUCACUAGUCACUUCAGAGAAUCUUGGCAAUAAGAAGUUUGUAUAUACGGUACAGGCAUCCAAAAAGAUCACCUUCAUAUUGACCUGAGCAUACGGGGCAAGAAAAGCACUCUUGUAUCCUUAAUACAUGUUGGUUUCAUGGCCUCUCCCCUCCAGGAGUAGUGUUGUUUUCUAUUUAUUAGUCAAUAUUAAACAUCAUUGGUGAGCAUGUUUCUAAUUUCCAGUGGUUUCAUACUGCACCUGAGAUAAGUCUAGUAUGAGAACAUGACCCUUUGAUGUAAGAUGAAUGUUUCUGUAGCAGGUGCUCUGUAUAUAAUGUUUGUCGAGAUGGCAUAUUGUGCCAGGAGCAGUAGAUUGUUCAAAACAUUCUCCAGAUAACAAAAUAAAACAAAGAAUGGAUAAUUUGGUCACUAUAAAUAAGAAAAAUUGGUAUUCUAAUCCAGAACUAUUAGCAAACUCAGUGCAAAGAAUACAGACUUCUCCAACUGCAAAAAUUAUUUAAUUUUAUCUGUGUUGGAUGUAAAUGGGAUCCAGCAGUGGGUAUGCUACUUAUGAAAUAUUACAUACUCACUACUGAGCUAUCUUGACCUGGAGAGGUAGCAGAGGGAACAAAUUCAAUACAUUGCUUUACCACUUUCUUCUGGCUUAUUUUUCUGAUGCUGAAAAUGGAACAGAGGAAUUUGUCUGAACAAGGUGUUGAUGAUCUAGGCUGUCACUGUGACAAGUGAAAAGAACUUUAUCACCAUAAAAGCGAUAGCAACCUUUGAUUUUGUAAAAUCUAUUAAUUUUGCAAACAUUCAUUGGAUUCAU
Messenger RNA from Chelonoidis abingdonii (Abingdon island giant tortoise), 2623 nucleotides. NCBI's taxonomy places the organism in Eukaryota, Metazoa, Chordata, Testudines, Testudinidae. The record is from RefSeq and is a predicted model, not a curated record.